AUUUUUGCUUGCGCAAGACGGUCUCACAUUAUUUUUUCUGUUUUUGUGCUCUCUUUUCUUCGUGAAAUAUUGCAAUAUAAAAAUCGACAGCAAAAAUCGAAAUUAUAUAAAAACGGGGAAAAAUCAAGCGAAACGAGAAAAGCGCGUUGAGGCGGGCAAGCAAAUACUUGCACUUAAGGAACGGCGAAAAAGAUGCAAGAACGGGAAAAACGUAUUUACGCAUUACGAAGCGAGUCGUUGGUUUGCCGUUUUUUUUGUUUUUAUAAUGCCAAUAUCGGGGUAGCUGCACCAAAUGCAGUUAACAGAGAUCUCUUGUGAUGUAGGCAACACCAAUACCAUAUGAAAUAAACACCGAUACCAUUACUCUCUCCGCAAUAACAACAACUAAGUGCAAUCAACAAUUAAACGAAAUCAGAACAAAGAACUACCAGCAGCAGCAAAAACAACAAAAAACAAACGGUGGACUGAAGAGAAGGAGAAGUAAAAAGAGGAAGAAAAACAACAAUAGCAGCAGACGACGCAUAAUUUCCUGCUCGCACACACACACACAAAGAGCGGGGGCCCAACAAAGAACAUCGGAGGAGCGUGGGAGAGAGAGAACCAAGAAGCGAAAGGGAAAGAAAGAACUGCGGGGGAGCAAAACUGCAUUUCUGGAUUCGGAUCUGGAUUUCUGGAUAUAUCCACGCGUAAAAUGACCAAUUCGGGACGCAAUCAUCAUCGAUACGACUUCCUGCUCCAAUAAGUGAUUUAAAAAUAAUAAAAAAAAAAAAAAUAAAAAAUCCGAAAACAAGCUGGGCCAAAAAUAAGCAGAAGAGUCGAGCCAAAAGACGCCGGGAGCAACGUAUUGAAGACGCAAUUUGUGAAUAAUUUAAUCGAGCGUUCACACGGCGCCAGCUGACAAAAUAAAGAAGAGAGUGCUGAAGAGUUAAUUGAAUCGGCAGAGGCGACAGACAGUUGCAGAUAAGAAGAACCGGGAAUGUUUGCCAGCGCCACCGGGACGGGCGUCGUCGACGUCGGCAGCGGCAGCGGCGUUGGCGGCGGCAGCGGAGGCGGAGGAGGUGGGAGUAGCAAUGCCGGCAGCAUCAGCGGAAGCGCCAGCUUUAGCAGCAACAGUGGAGCCAGCGGCAGCAGCAGUCAGACGCACAGUACCGCCGUUAGUAGCGCCACAGAUCGCAGCAGCAGCAGCAACAGCAGCAGCAGCAACAUCAACAACAACAAUAACAACAACAACAAUCACAAUCCGAGCUUACAACUAAACGGUAAUGCGAGCAGCAACAGCAACAGCAGCAACAUUAGUGGCGCCAACAACGGCAACAACAAUAAUCACAGCGGCAACAUCAUCAGCGGAUUUUGCAGCACCAUUUGGCGUUCGGCAACAUUUGGUAGCGCCACGCCCGUUAUCAACCAACUACCAGCUGUGCAUAUUAACCCCAAAAGUAUGGAGAGCAGCAGCGAUAGUUGCUCGCUGAGCUCGUCGAUAACGCCAGAGGUUUGCCUAGCCGAUCACCAAAGGACUUUGGUCGCCAGCACUCAAGAUAAGCCAGAGGAUCAGUCCCAAACAUUCCUAGGCGCCACCGAACUGGACGAUGAGUUAAUCAAACAACUGCCAAAGGAGGUACUGCUGCGCGUCUUCUCCUAUCUGGAUGUUGUCUCACUAUGCCGCUGUGCUCAGGUAUGCAAAUAUUGGAACGUGCUGGCCCUCGACGGUUCCAGCUGGCAGAAAAUCAAUCUAUUCGACUUUCAACGUGAUAUCGAGGGUCCGGUGAUUGAGAAUAUAUCGCAGCGAUGUCGCGGUUUCCUCAAGUCGCUGUCGCUGCGUGGCUGCCAAUCGGUGGGAGAUCAGUCCGUGAGAACUCUAGCGAAUCACUGCCACAAUAUUGAACACUUGGAUCUGUCAGAGUGCAAGAAGAUAACCGAUAUAUCCACACAGUCCAUCAGCAGGUUUUGCUCCAAAUUAACGGCCAUUAAUUUGCACUCGUGCUCCAACAUAACAGACAACAGCUUGAAGUAUAUAUCCGAUGGCUGUCCAAACCUAAUGGAGAUCAACGUGUCCUGGUGCCACCUGAUCUCCGAGAAUGGCGUGGAGGCGCUGGCCCGCGGCUGCGUCAAACUGCGCAAGUUCAGCAGUAAAGGUUGUAAACAGAUUAACGACAAUGCCAUAUUGUGCCUGGCCAAAUACUGUCCCGAUUUAAUGGUGCUAAAUCUACACAGCUGUGAGACCAUAACCGACUCAUCAAUACGCCAACUGGCCGCUAAUUGCCACAAGCUGCAGAAGCUAUGCGUGUCCAAGUGCGCCGAUCUCACCGAUCUCACGUUGUUGUCGCUCUCGCAGCACAAUCAUCUACUGAACACCCUGGAGGUGUCGGGGUGUCGCAACUUCACGGACAUCGGUUUCCAGGCGCUCGGGCGGAACUGCAAGUAUUUAGAGAGGAUGGAUUUGGAGGAGUGCAGCCAGAUAACGGACCUCACGCUGGCUCAUCUUGCCACCGGUUGUCCAAGCUUGGAGAAAUUGACCCUCUCGCAUUGUGAGCUGAUUACGGAUGAUGGCAUACGACACCUCACCACUGGCAGCUGUGCCGCGGAGAUUUUGUCCGUGCUGGAGCUGGACAACUGUCCCCUGAUCACGGACCGAACGCUUGAGCAUUUGGUGUCCUGCCACAAUCUGCAGCGCAUCGAGUUAUUCGACUGUCAGCUUAUCACCCGCACCGCCAUACGCAAGCUGAAGAACCAUUUACCAAAUAUCAAGGUGCAUGCCUACUUUGCGCCUGGAACUCCGCCGGCGGUCACCAGCGGCCACCGACCACGCUACUGCCGCUGCUGUGAGAUUCUCUGAGAUACGGCCAUUGGCUUCGCCAGGAAGAUAAUGCGCAAGACGGCCACGGACUGAUGCUGGCCCGUGUGCAUCGUCAUGUUCGCCAUGGUGUUCAGCCUGACCCUCGUCUCAAUGAUCUGUAUGUACUUGCUGGGCCUCCUCGACGCGGCAUUGUCCACAAGGCCACCACAAUUUGAUUCGGAUCCAGAUCACGAGCAGUAACAGCAACAUCAGCAUUAGCAGCAAACAGCAGCGGCUAGAACGAAACCGAAACCGAAACCGAAACCUAACCCUAGUUUUAGUUUUGAGCGAGUUUCAAAAACUCGCAGAAACCAGCAUCAAAUUGUGAUUAUUUUAUUUAAUAUGCUACGUUAACUAGACCCUUAUUUGUGUAAUCAGUACUAGCCCCUCACGCUCUAUGUUUGUUAUUAUCUGCAGCCCGAUGAAUUGCUAGCUUAUAUAGGACCUGUAUAUAUAAAUGUAUGUAGACGUGCAACCCGAUCCGCGGGUAUGUUCUGUGUCUAGCCUAGAAACUGCAAUUAUGUGCGUUUAGUUUUUAACUCUUAUACACGCAUGCCUGUAUUAAAUGUUUGCUAAAUUAUGACUAAAUUAUAAAUCCAUUUGGAGCAUGCUCGGAUUUUAUCUCUCACUGGUCCCACAAAACAAAAAUGAAAUCUGGAGUUUUCCAAAUUCCGAAAAAUGUCGAUAGAACCACAAAGCGUUCAAAACACCUAAUAUCCGAGGUACGAUAAUUUCACUAUUGAUCCACUCAAGUAUAGUGCCAGCUAAAAACUGUUCAGCAAUUAUCAUUAUCUAUGUAUAGCCAUGUAUAUUCAACAACGAACAAACGACUCACACACUGGAUCAUCCUUCCUGAAACACAAACAGUACCCACAUAAAUAAUUCAAUAAAUCUAUAUACACCCUCUGGACUCACACAGA
This is a messenger RNA of Drosophila ficusphila, 3753 nucleotides long. RefSeq names its product F-box/LRR-repeat protein 20. Gene Ontology annotation, cellular component: SCF ubiquitin ligase complex. The record is from RefSeq and is a predicted model, not a curated record. The transcript is spliced from 10 exons. The coding region runs from base 977 to 2833 and encodes 618 amino acids. Gene Ontology annotation, biological process: SCF-dependent proteasomal ubiquitin-dependent protein catabolic process. NCBI's taxonomy places the organism in Eukaryota, Metazoa, Arthropoda, Insecta, Diptera, Drosophilidae. Gene Ontology annotation, molecular function: protein binding.